GCAAGUUGAGUUGUGACAAGAUAUUCCGAAUACUACCUCUACCUCUCCACAAUUCACAGCCUAAGGUAGUCUCCUACAACAGGGACAACUCUUUGCUUUUUUUAUAUGUCAUUUAUCCUUCAUUCGCUCAAAUCUGUAUCUUUCUUCCGUAAGGUACCUACUCACUACCCAUUCUUACUCGCGUAGUCCGUAGGUGACGUACGGGGUCUUUUUGACAACUGCAACUUGAGAUACUACACCAUAAAACAACAGCACAAGACUUUCCCUUGAGACUCGGAAGGUGCACAAACGUGUUUCCGCAAGAAGAGCCCGGGCCAAGUUUAUUAUAAGAGCAAACAAACGCCAAAUAUCGAUUAUGGCGUCUGACUUACAACGCACGUUUCCCUCUGCUGAGGAGACGCUCAAGCACCCAGCCUACCCAGGCACACUCUGGACCCUAGAACCUCACUCUCACGGCAAGGUCUCUGUCGCUGAGGGUCGCGGUGGUCCAGUUGGCAUUGCAUGGGAGAUUCAUGGUCAAGGACCCGUCAAGCUUGUGCUCAUUAUGGGAUUGGCAGGGGUCAAAACAUCAUGGCAGCGUCAAACAAAGUACUUCGGUCAUGAUCGAGCCGACAAGUACUCGGUUCUCAUUAUCGAUAAUCGUGGUAUGGGCGGCAGCGACAAACCCGUGGGUGUCUAUUCUACCAGUGGCAUGGCACUCGAUGCCAUCGAGGUCAUCGACCAUGUUGGCUGGAAGGCUGAACGAGAUAUCAACCUCGUUGGUAUCUCCAUGGGUGGCAUGAUUGCACAAGAAGUUGCUAUUCGUAUUCCCAAGCGUCUGCAGUCGCUCUCCCUCAUCUGCACAUCAGGCAAAGUCCAAAACACGAAGGGACUGUGGGAAACUGUCUCAGACACCAUGGGUAUGAUCAUCCCCAAGUCCAUGGAGCGCAGUAUUGUCGACACCGCUCUCCGGCUCUUCACACCCGAGUGGCUCGUCGCACCAGAUGAUGAUAUACUACCCGAGCCAGGCGUCACCGCACGAUGCAGUCCACCACCGCCAGAGGGUGGUCCAACGUACCGCCUCUUCGAGACCAACUUUCAGCGCUUCCAGGCUCACGAGCUCACCAAGAAAACAAAUCCCGAGCUGUACACCACCAAAAUGCUCAUGUGUCAACUUGCGGCGGCAGCUUUGCACAACAAGACGGAUGACCAGCUACGGGAAAUAGCAGACGGUGUCGGCUCUGAGCGCAUCAUGAUUAUGCAUGGAAAGCGUGACAACAUGAUCAGCUUUCCAAAUGGCGAACGGCUCAUUAAAGUGUUGAAACCAGGCUCUGUACACAUUGUGGACGAUAUGGGACACGCACCCAUCAUAGAGAAGACACAAUGGUUCAACAGCGUCUUGGAGGAACAGCUGAGUAUGUGGACCAAGCCGAAGGAGGAAUAAGGGUGGUGAGUGGCAGUUGUUUUCGAGCAUAUGAGUAAGCGAUGAUACUGAAUAUUGCGAUAAGCGUGGAACGUUGUAAGAGAACAAGCAGGACAGGCAGUGGAAUAAUAAGCACUGAAAUUCUUGACUGUCAGUUACACGGAUGAAGCGUUCAAGGUGCAUGUCUCAGUCCAGGAAUCACAAAUCAUGGCACGGAUUCGCUUGUUGGAGGGUAGCAAUUAUUGAAAAGUCACCAAAUCCGACUCCAUUUCCAGUGUCUAUCAU
This is a messenger RNA of Fusarium oxysporum Fo47, 1687 nucleotides long. Its product is annotated as Alpha/Beta hydrolase protein. Bases 356 to 1423 code for a protein of 355 amino acids. NCBI's taxonomy places the organism in Eukaryota, Fungi, Ascomycota, Sordariomycetes, Hypocreales, Nectriaceae. The transcript has 3 exons. The record is from RefSeq and is a predicted model, not a curated record.